AUGACAACAAUAACACCAUCACCACCCAACGACCCAGACCCAGAGCGUGAGCCCUUCCUCCGCCCCUCAUCUCCCACCCUUACACAAACCAGCAGCAGCAGCAGCAGCAGCAGCAGUGACGCAACAAGCCGCCACCACCAUCCCCCCCCAUCACCCACCCCCCUCCCCCUCAUCGCUGCCUCCAUGCUCUCCUUUACCGUCCUCGGAACCAUGGUAUCAACCCUCGGCGUCAUGGUGCCCCAAUUCGAGUCCCACUACGCCCUCUCCGACCUGCAGGUCUCCUCCGUGUUCCUCGUCUGGCCCGUAGGCUACGUCGGCGCGGCCUGGCUCAACGGCGUCGUGCACCUGCGGUUCGGGCAGCGGGGGAUCGCGGCGCUCGGCCCCUUCUUCCACAUCGUGUUCGCGGCGGCCGCGGCGCUGCACCCGCCCUUUCCCUUGCUGCUGGUCGCGCUGGCCGUGGGCUCGCUGGGGACCGGGAUCCUGGACGGCUCGUUUUGCGCGUGGGCGGGCGGCGUGGAGAACGCGAAUGUGGUGCAGGGGUUCCUCCACGGCUCGUACUCGGCUGGGGCGGCGCUGGGGCCGUUUCUGGCGGGCACGAUGCUCGAGGCGUCGCAUUUGGCUUGGUAUACGUGGUACUACGUUCUGUUAGGAUUUUCCAUCCUCGAGUCCAUAGCCCUCCUCGUCGCCUUCCGGUCCGAGGACUCCUCGAAGUACCGCUCACAGCACAACCAAGAAGACCCUCAUCCCGCAACACAGGCCGAGCCCCCCACCACCACCCCCACCACCACCAAAGCCAUCUUCAAACACGCCGUAACCUACAUCUGCGCCGCCUACUUCCUCGCCUGCAUCGGCACCGAGAACUCCGUGUCGGGGUGGAUCGUCGUCUUCAUGACGCGCGUGAACCACGCAUCCCCCUACCUCGCCUCCCUCUCCUCCUCGGGCUUCUGGAUCGGCCAGGCCGCCGGCCGCCUGACCCUCGGCCUCGUGACCGAGAAGCUCGGCGUCCGCCUCGCCACCCUCGUCUACCUCUUCGCCGCCUUGGCCUUCGAGGCCCUCUUCGCCGCCCUCCGCCUGCCCGAGCUCUCCGCCGUCGCCAUCACUCUGCUAGGCUUCUGCCUCGGCCCGCUUUUCCCUUCUGGCGUGUUUAUGAUGACGCGGUUGUUGCCGAGGGAGCUGCAUGUCGGCGCUAUCUCCUUCGUGGUCUUGAUCGGUCAGGUUGGGGGGGCUCUGUUACCGUUUGGUCUGGGUGCGCUUGCUGAGACGCUUGGGAUCCAAGUAUUCCAAGUCGUCGUCUUCGUUCAGUUGGCUAUAACGCUUAUGAUAUGGCUCACUUUCCCAAGUUUGCCAUCGGCGAAGGCCCCUUAUACGGAGGUAAGAAGAGAUAGUUAUAGUCAAUGA
Messenger RNA from Hypoxylon fragiforme, 1398 nucleotides. RefSeq names its product MFS general substrate transporter. NCBI's taxonomy places the organism in Eukaryota, Fungi, Ascomycota, Sordariomycetes, Xylariales, Hypoxylaceae. The record is from RefSeq and is a predicted model, not a curated record. Gene Ontology annotation, molecular function: transmembrane transporter activity. Gene Ontology annotation, cellular component: membrane. Bases 1 to 1398 code for a protein of 465 amino acids. Gene Ontology annotation, biological process: transmembrane transport. The transcript has 2 exons.